Messenger RNA from Ixodes scapularis (black-legged tick), 652 nucleotides. It is a transcript of the gene Sod1, whose product is annotated as superoxide dismutase [Cu-Zn]. The coding region runs from base 95 to 559 and encodes 154 amino acids. The record is from RefSeq and is a predicted model, not a curated record. The transcript has 6 exons. Lineage: Eukaryota; Metazoa; Arthropoda; Arachnida; Ixodida; Ixodidae. Gene Ontology annotation, biological process: removal of superoxide radicals. Gene Ontology annotation, molecular function: copper ion binding; superoxide dismutase activity.
CUUUUCUUAUUCAUUUAAAAGGCAGUGUACGGCCGGGAACAAGUGCGUAGUGUGCGUAGUGCGUUGGUAUCUUCAGUGCAUUUUUACAGUAACGAUGUCGGUAAAGGCUGUUUGUGUUCUCAAGGGCUCGGAGAAGACCACCGGAACCGUUUAUUUCACUCAAGCGGGCCCGAACCAGCCAGUCGUUGUCACGGGGGAAAUCACCGGCCUGGACCAAGGCCUUCACGGCUUCCACGUCCAUGAGUUUGGGGACAACACGAACGGUUGCACGAGUGCGGGUCCCCAUUUCAAUCCGUUGGGCAAAGAACAUGGUGCACCUACCGACACAAACAGGCAUGUCGGAGACCUGGGCAACGUGAUUGCUGGUGACGACGGUGUAGCCAAGGUUGCCAUCACUGAUUCCCAGAUCAGUCUUUCUGGACCGCACAGCAUUAUUGGACGGUCUGUCGUGAUUCACGCUGACCCAGACGACCUUGGAAAGGGAGGACACGAGCUGAGCAAGACCACUGGCAACGCUGGUGCCCGCCUUGCCUGUGGCGUAGUUGGUGUCACCAAGUAGCCAAGCCUCCUGCCGCACAUUCCACGACUUUCGUUGUUCUAUUUACGAUUCUACAAUGCCCCCGGGAACAAAUAAACGGGUUUUCUGUGUUUG